Messenger RNA from Ogataea haglerorum, 1635 nucleotides. RefSeq lists its product as uncharacterized. Lineage: Eukaryota; Fungi; Ascomycota; Pichiomycetes; Pichiales; Pichiaceae. The record is from RefSeq and is a predicted model, not a curated record. The transcript has a single exon. The coding region runs from base 1 to 1635 and encodes 544 amino acids.
AUGGGUCAACAAGUUUCAACAGAGGGUACCACACCUUACAGCGUCGCUAUUCCAGGUCAUGGAACUCUGACCGGAUACACUUUCAAGUCGCCAAGAACAGGUAAUUCUUCCGUCCAUCGAUUUGCAAAGGUUCCAUUUGCUAAGCCUAGCACUCCCGAAAACAGAUUUAAGCUCCCUGAGCCCCUUCCCUCAGACUAUGAUUAUACUGGGGAGUACAAAGAUUUUGGUCUCAAAUGUCCUCAGCCGUCUGUCCCUCACCCCCAGUUUAGAUAUACCAAGUCGCCUACCGAGGAAAACAUCUUGUACUCCAAUAUCUGGGUUCCUGCUUCGGACAAAUACAAACCAAAAGAUGGGUGGCCAGUUGUAAUUUACAUUCAUGGCGGAUUCCUUCAGUACUCUACUCCAAACAAUGAAAUGUUCAACGUCCACGAGAUGUUCGAUGACGAAGACUUUUCUCAGAAAUUCAUCUUAGUGGCCCCUGGGUACAGACUCAACAUGUUUGGUUUCCUGUCGUCCAAAGAGCUACUAGAAGAGGAUGAGAAGUGCUCUAAUCAAGGAUUCUGGGACCAAAGACUGGCCAUUGAAUGGACAUAUAAGAACAUCGAGCAUUUUGGUGGAAACCCACAAAAGAUCACAGUUGGAGGUAUUUCUGCUGGGGCAUACUCUGCUUUUUUCCAGCUUGCUUAUGAGCUGUACCAUCCAGAAGCCGAGCAGAUUAUCAAGCAGGCCAUGUUCUUCUCUAACAUGGUCUACAUUCAGCCAAAGACAAUUGCUGAAGUGCAGAAUCAGUUUGACGAAAUAAUCGAAAAGCUGGGCAUUAACCCGAAUGCCUCCUCGGCAGAAAAGCUGCACAAGCUGAGAUCUUUAGAUACGGGCUUUAUUGAAGAUUUCAUUCCUACUCUCUCAUUGCAUACCUUCAGAGCUGUCACCGAUGGCCAUUUUAUAUCACCAGACCUCAUUAAGGACAUUCGUUCAGGAAAACACGCUAAGAUGCUUCAUGAAAAAGGAGUGAGAAUUCUGAUUGGUGAGGUUGACAAUGAACUUGUUAAGUACUCCUACCUCAACACUCCCCAGACUGUUUCAGAACUUCCUCUUCAAGUUGAAAACUAUUAUCCUAAAGUUGUGGUUCCUACUCUGAUGGACUUAUACGGCGCUGAAAAGCUUGAUGAAAAUUCCCCAGAUUUCAAGGAGGACCUGAGGAAAGUUUAUGGUGCUAUCAUCUCUGACGGUCAAGUUUAUGCGUCUGCCAGAGGAUACAUAAAUUCUCUGGUUCAGAAUGGAUAUCCAGAAAAAGACAUUUACAGAUACAGAAUUAGCUUCCGUGCUAAAUGGCUUGACCAGCACAUUAGUCCGGACUUGAAUGUUCCUCAUGCAUGUGACGCACAUUUGUGGUUCUACUGUCUCAGAGAAGGGUACACAGAACCUGAAAGGCUAGUGAUCAAUAGAUGGCUGCAACCGUAUCUUCAAUUUGUGAACUUUGAACAGAACAUCACGCAGUGGCCGUCCUCUGAUGCCAGGAAAAUCAGACUUCUCAAAAGAGACGGUCAGGCAGAGUACGUCGAGGAUCCAGACUGGGAUUGGGGAGUGAAAGUUGCAACUGCAGUUUAUGAUAAACAGAUCAAGUGCCCAACAUAG